AUGGCAAAUCAGAAUCAUGUGAGUUGCAGGGCUGCAGAUACCUCUAAGAGUCUUCAGAAAUGGACUACACCACCCGAGGGAGAAUACAAACUGAAUUGGGAUGCUGCCAUCAAUCAACCACUGAACCAAGUAGGUAUUGGGGCUAUUAUUAGAGAUUGCAGUGGCCAAGUACUUGGGACAAUGCGAGCUAGAAGAGAGUUGAACCUAUCCCCUUUCACUGCUGAAGCUUAUGCAAUGAUGAUGGCAGUCAUAUUCUGUAAAGAAGCUGGUUUCCAGUCAGUCCUCUUCGAAGGAGAUUCACUCAAAGUGGUCGAGGGGAUGCAGAAAACAGCUAGGGAUUGGAGCCAAGGAGGUUUAAUCAUUGAAGACACUAAGCAGAUGCUACAAGACUUUGUUAGUUGGAAGUUCUGUCACACAAAGAGGGAUUCAAAUAUGGCAGCCCACUUGCUAGCCAAGAAUGCCCUCCUAAAUGAUUGUGAUCUCUAUGAGUUAGAGGAGAUACCAUCUUGUAUUAGACGUGCUGUUAUCUUAGAUGUUUGUAAUAGCAUGGUUUAA
Messenger RNA from Carya illinoinensis, 555 nucleotides. RefSeq lists its product as uncharacterized. Lineage: Eukaryota; Viridiplantae; Streptophyta; Magnoliopsida; Fagales; Juglandaceae. The transcript has a single exon. The coding region runs from base 1 to 555 and encodes 184 amino acids. Gene Ontology annotation, molecular function: nucleic acid binding; RNA-DNA hybrid ribonuclease activity. The record is from RefSeq and is a predicted model, not a curated record.